AUGGAGGCGGGAGGAGGGCCGCCGUCGCCUCCCGGCCGGUUCUUGAAGGCGCCGCAGCAGAGACGCGCCGGGCCUCCUCCUCUCCCUGCCCCUCCGGCGGGGGCGCGCGGGGGGCGGGCGGGCGGCCUCCUGCGGCGGUUGGCCGAACUCGAGCGGCGGGUGGAGACGAGGCGGAUUCGGCGGUGGCAGCAGGAGGAGGAGGAGGAGGAGGUGGGCGGCUUGGCGGGGAAGGGAGAAGAGACCCGGAACCCCCGGCUGGGCACUAGCCUGCGGGCUCCCACGCCUUCAGGGGCCCCGGGCCGGGCUUCCCCCCAGCCAGCAGGUGGGCCCGACCGGUCGCCCCCCAGUCUGUCUCUCCCCCACAGCUUCGUCAAAGGGGCUGCAGCGGGGCCCUGGGUGGUGGGACGGGCGCUCCGACCCUCACACCGUUUGCAAGCGGGAUCCCAAGAUUUUGCCUGCCUAGGGUACAUCCGGCCUUGCCAGGAGCUGCAGUGGGGUGCUGGAGCCCGGGGAGGCGGACCCACCUUCCCUGCAGGGUGCAGAAAGGAAGCACCGAAAGGGACGUUGGAGUCCCACAAGGACAAGCUUUUGUGCACAAGAGAGCUUCAGCCCGGCAUUAGCGCUGCCAGUCUUCAAGGGGCUCAGCUAGAUGCAGACUUUCUGCUGCGGCUGCCCCCUGGCGCCCCACCUGAAUCCACUGAAAGGAAGGGCUGGGUGCCUGCAACAGCCCCUCCUCCUUCUCUGCAGAGGCUCCUCCUUCAGAGUGGGGGGGCUUCGCCUUCCUUGCCUUCAAUAGACAGUGACGGGCCUGCAAGGCCAGGGCAUGGGAGAUCUCUCUCCCAGGGAAGCAGCCUCAGCUCUCUGGAUGAGCUCUUCUGCGGGGCUGCCCACAGCCACGUCUCCUCCAGCAGCGAUUUCCAAGUGAAUGUCUUGAGCCUUGCCGACUUGGCUCCCAGGCUGGCUAGCCAGAAGGAAGGGUUAACGGAAGAAGAGGCAACAGCAAUGGAGACAUCUGGAUGUUUGAGUUUUGCUGACCCCCAAAGCGUCUUUAAGUCCCUGAGUGCCACAGCGGGGGGGAAAGCUGCUGCAGCUAUGGAGGAGGACCCGGGGGAAGAAACAGAGAUCUCUGAGCAGUUGGGCGGAAGUUCUGUGGAGUGUUCCAGUGGCGAGCAGAACCCCAGUAGUGCCCAGUACUCUGAAGACUUUGGCUCACUGGCUGAGGACACACCCAGGCUCUCCUCCUCCUCAGAGAAUUCGCAUCGGGAGGGGCUGGAUGCCUCUCUGGAGGCUGGGCUCUCUGCUCCCUCUUCUCCCUGCCUGCCUCCAAUGGGCAGGAGGAUCCCUAUGAAAGAUGUGGCUGUGCAGACUGGUAGCUCCUCCCUCCCACCUCAGGGGCUGAAAACUGCUGCUGCUGCUCUUGACUGGAUGGUUGGAGGCCCCAACGCCCACCAGACUGUGAGCAUGGAAGCCCUGGAAGCCAGGAUUUCUCUCAGGCCGGCGCUGGGUCUCCUGUUUGCAGAACUGACAUCAUACAGACCUGCCGUAUCAGCCUUAAAUGACACGUUAAAGCAGAACUUGCUACUUAUCCAGCAGUUUGUCAAGGCUAGCCGCCACCUUCAUUUGUCUUUCGUGGCCCUGCUGGAGGAGGAGGAAUUCCACUACCACACCCUGGAAGAAGCCAAGAGGUACAUUGACCACCACAAGUGCCCACCUCUGACCCUGGAGCAAGCUUUGCACGAGCUGGAAGAAGAGAAGCAAGCGGCUGGUUAGACCUUCGGGACAGGAGAAGCGGAGGCAGACAGCAAGACCACCUCCAAAACGACUGCAUGGGGGGCUCUGCAGCAGGGGAGGGACACCCUGAAUGGCAGCAGAAGAGGCGGUUAUCAACCCCCCCCCCCCGCCCCGGGACUUCAGGCUGGCCAGUGGAAGGGCCACUGAGCUGCAGGCCACAUCCUUCACGAACAAGACAGCCAAGCCGGGAAAGGUGGUUCUGGGGCCGCUUCCCUUCCCCUUCUGCAAAUAAAGCCCAGUCCUCAGAUAACAAAA
Molecule: messenger RNA, 2046 nt
Organism: Heteronotia binoei (common prickly gecko)
Lineage: Eukaryota; Metazoa; Chordata; Lepidosauria; Squamata; Gekkonidae
Gene: C2H19orf44
Product: chromosome 2 C19orf44 homolog
Exons: 7
Coding region: 1-1770 (589 amino acids)
Source: RefSeq, a predicted model, not a curated record